AUUAAUUUACCAAUUAAGGACUCCAGUUUGGAACAGGCAUCACACUUUGGGGAAGUAGGAGUGGACCAUAACCACCUGAUACAUAUGAAACCGGCAAUGAACAUACAACUUCAUCCACAAAGCCCUAAAAUGUCUACCAAAAUCAACACAAUAACUCCAAAAAAGCGAAUAAAUUUCCAAUGCACAUCUGAAAACGAACAAGCUCACUGAGCGGACGAACAAAUCUGAAGACAAGUUUAUACAAGAACAAAAAAAAAUAUAUCGAUAUUUAAAUCACAUCCUUAACAAAUUCUAUACCAAUUGAUAUUUUUAUAUCAGCUCCUUACUAACAAACCAAUAAAAAGCGCACACAGAUAUUAGACAUUCAACCAAAACUUAUAAACCCCCUCUUUUGGUAAAAACACAUGCAAGAUAUCACACAUGCAUUAUGGGCAUCUUUUAUUAAUCAACAUCUCCUUCCACAUGCAUCCGCCAAACAGCCAACUAAAUAAUCAUGACAGGCUGAACAACGAAGAACAACGAAACGACCAGGAACUUGGUAGCGCUACCCCCUAUAAAGUACAAAUUUAUAUAUUUGCAAAUUUGCAGCAUUCGUGAUGCUCAAUAGGAUAUGGAUCUCCAUUGACUCUAACAGAUACAUCAAACAAGAUUAAGAGCGGGACAAAGGGGGAUGUCUCCGCGUUAAGGCCAACUCUGAUGCCAGCCGUUCCAGCAAUUCUUGAUCGUAUCAGGGAUGGUGUGUGGAAAAAGGUGUGAACUGACUCUUUAGACUCUGUAAAUUUACCAUAUCUCAAUAAGUAAUUUACCAGACGACCUGAGUUUUAGGAGGCCGUGUUCGUUUUAUGCUGUCUGGAGGUGCUCCUCUUUCUGGAAAUACUCAAAGAUUUACCAACAUCUGCCUCGGUGUCCCGGUAGUUCAAGGGUAUGGGCUCACCGAGACUUGUGCUGCUGCAACUUUCUCCGAGCAUGAUGAUACAUCCAUUGGCCGUGUUGGACCUCCACUUUCUUGCGCCAUCAUCAAGUUGAUAGAUUGGCCUGAAGGCGGCUAUUUGGCGAAUGAUUCUCCAAUUCCUCGGGGAGAAAUAGUGGUUGGGGGACCUCAUGUUAGUGUUGGUUAUUUUAAAAACGAUGAGAAAACAAAGGAAGUAUACAAGGUACUUACAUGA
Molecule: messenger RNA, 1166 nt
Organism: Daucus carota subsp. sativus
Lineage: Eukaryota; Viridiplantae; Streptophyta; Magnoliopsida; Apiales; Apiaceae
Product: long chain acyl-CoA synthetase 9, chloroplastic-like
Exons: 3
Coding region: 843-1166 (107 amino acids)
Cellular component (GO): membrane; endoplasmic reticulum
Molecular function (GO): long-chain fatty acid-CoA ligase activity
Source: RefSeq, a predicted model, not a curated record